AUGUCAGAUAGGUUAACGCAGUUACAAAUAUGUUUAGAUCAAUUGAUCGAACAGUUUAAUGCAGCUGUCAAUUAUAUAAAUAGCAACAGUGAACAGGCUUUAUUGGAUGAAGAUCCUAAGAGUGUAAUCAAUAUAGCGGCUGAAGCACCUAUUGCUGGGCAACCUGAAGUUCAAGAUAGUAGGCAAGGACAAAGUAAUAAUGAUGGCAGUAGACCUGACAUAAGCAGGCAGGAGGUAAAUAAAAGUGAAGACACCAACAGUCCACAGAUAAACAAUAGGUCUGACUUCACCAAUACAUUGAAUGAAUUAAGUACCGAUAUAAUAUUGAAGUCUCGACAAAUAACCAUGUUGAUAGAUUCUUUACCAGGGGUUGGAGUCAGUGAAGAGACCCAGGUACAAAUGAUAAGGGAUUUAAGUGAAGAGUUAGCACAAGUAGAAAAGAAGCGAGUUGAAAAAAUCAAAGAAAAAGAAGAAGUUGUUAAAUGGACAGAGGAAUUGAUAGGUGAUGUAGCUAAUGGAAUAUCUUCAGCAAAAGUUUGA
Molecule: messenger RNA, 540 nt
Organism: Yamadazyma jaroonii
Lineage: Eukaryota; Fungi; Ascomycota; Pichiomycetes; Serinales; Debaryomycetaceae
Source: the annotation of a GenBank genome assembly